Diplodia corticola is the source of this 1167-nucleotide messenger RNA. RefSeq names its product nad binding rossmann fold. NCBI's taxonomy places the organism in Eukaryota, Fungi, Ascomycota, Dothideomycetes, Botryosphaeriales, Botryosphaeriaceae. Gene Ontology annotation, cellular component: cytoplasm. Gene Ontology annotation, biological process: NADPH regeneration. The transcript has 2 exons. The record is from RefSeq and is a predicted model, not a curated record. Gene Ontology annotation, molecular function: nucleotide binding; oxidoreductase activity. Bases 1 to 1167 code for a protein of 388 amino acids.
AUGGCACCCCCCCAGAAGCUCCGCGUCGGCAUCAUCGGCGCCGGCGAAGUCGCCCAGGUCAUCCACCUCCCCACCCUCGCCCUCCUCUCCCACCUCUACACCGUCACCACCAUCUGCGACCUCUCCCCCACCCUCGCCGCCCACUGCGCCGCCAAAUUCCACAUCCCCACCACCGCCCCCCACCCCGCCUCCGUCUGGACCAGCCCCGCCGUCGACGUCGUCUUCGUCCUCGCCGCCGACGAGUGCCACGCCGCGCACUGCGUCGCCGCCCUCGCCGCCGGGAAGCGCGUCUUCGUCGAGAAGCCGUUGACGCUGUCGGUGGAGGGGGCGGGGCGGGUGGUCGAGGCGGAUAGGAUGGCAGGGGGUGGCAGGACUUUCGUCGGGUACAUGCGGCGGUAUGCGCCGAGCUUCGUGGGGGCGUUUAAGCGCGAGGUCGUCGCGGGCGUGGGCGAGGUGUUGUAUGCGCGGGUAAGGGACUUUAGCGGGCCGAAUGGGGCGUUUGUCGGGGGGAGCGGGACGUUUCCGGUCAAGGCGGCGGAGGGGGAGGGGGUUGCGGCCGGGCGGGCUGCCGGGGAGGAGAGGAAGGCGUUGUUGGAGGGGUUGGUGGAGGAGGCGUUUCCCGGGAAAGGGGUCGUCGUGGCGGAUCAGGCCGGGCGGGAUGAGAGGUACGACUUGUGUCGGUUUUUGGGGAGCUUGGGCAGCCACGAUUUGUCGCUGAUGCGGGAGGUGCUGGGGUCGCCGGAGAGGGUGGACGGCGUCAGCGCGAACCAUCCGUUUUAUUCGGCGAUUUUCGCGUACAGGAACAAGGAGGAGCUGGGGGGCAGGCCGUUCGCGGUCACGUAUGAGAGCGGGAUUGAUGGCGUGCCCGAGUUUGACGCGCAUUUGGCCGUGUAUGGCAGGAACAAGCGCGUGGAGAUCAGGUACGAUUCGCCGUACGUGAAGGGGUUGCCGAUCAAGGUGCGGACGGUGGGGGUGAACGAGCAUGGCGAGGUGGAGACGAAGGAGGUGCUGUCGAGCUAUGAGGAUGCGUAUACGGCGGAGCUGAAGGAGAUGCACAGGUGCUUUACUGAGGGAGCACCCAUCAAGACGACGCCCGAGGAUGCGAUGGAGGACUUGAAGCUGUUUGACAUGAUUUACAAGAAGUACGACGAGUCUGUGAAGAGGUAG